Molecule: messenger RNA, 1749 nt
Organism: Aspergillus pseudotamarii
Lineage: Eukaryota; Fungi; Ascomycota; Eurotiomycetes; Eurotiales; Aspergillaceae
Exons: 1
Coding region: 1-1749 (582 amino acids)
Biological process (GO): dephosphorylation
Molecular function (GO): phosphatase activity
Source: RefSeq, a predicted model, not a curated record
AUGUUAAUCCUCAGUCUCCAUAUCAUUACUGCGGCAGCAGUAUUAUACACAUCCCUAGCUUCUGCCCAAGAUCUGGAAGAGAAAGUGUGGGCAAUCGUUGCCUACAACCUUUAUGGAGAUAGUAUCCCAUCAGCCCUACCUCGUCCCAAAGCCUUAACUCCAUAUGGGGCGGAUGACUUGUAUGCGGCAGGAUCCGUUUUUCGAGACCGCUAUGUUGCGAUACCUGACAACAAUAACACUUCAAAUACAAGAAUUCAAAACCUAUCACCGUAUUUAAUAGAUACCGAAGAGGUGGAUGUGUUUUCAACCACUGAUCCGUCAGUUGUUGCGUCUGCUCAGGCUUUCAUGCAAGGUCUUUACCCACCACUCGAGGAAACUCUCAACGCAACAUUUUCCGAUUCCCCUUUCCAACUUGCCAAUGGCUCUAUAGCCACUGCUCCCUUUGGGGGAUAUCAAUAUCCCCAGAUUAUCACGCUUGGUGCGACGGACCCUCGAUCAAUCAAGUUGGACGGAGAUACAGGUUGCCUGCUGCACCAAGUUGCCGAUACCGAGUACAAAUACAGUCCUGAGGCUCAAGAGAUCACGCAGGAUUCAGCAGCAUUCUAUAGCAAGAUUUAUCCAUCAUCCCUGUCUGGAGUACUGGAUCCUUCUUCGGCUAAUUAUGCGAAUGCCGUUAUGAUCUCAGAAUACUUGGACUACGAGUCUGUGCACAAUGAAUCAUUAUUGCAUAACAUGAACCAGGAUGAUAUAGACCGUGCUCGUUCUCUUGCGGACCGCUACGUUUUCGCAACGAAUGGCAAUAUGACCUCAACAGGGACUAAUGCCAGUGACCGUAUUCGCACUGUUGCUGGGCGCACCUUAGCCUCAAGUAUUUUGGAUGCCUUUAACAACAAUAUCGACUAUCGAGGUACCAACGGAAAAAUAACAUUACUGUUUGGUAAUGAUGAGCCUGCUGUCGCUCUUUCAUCCCUUAUGCAACUGGCGUCACCAAAAUAUGAGAAUUUCUACGGACGUCCCACGCCCGGUGCAUCGAUGGUAUUUGAACUUUACAGUUUGGAGAAUAACUCCAGUCCAGCGUACCCCGAUCCGUCUCAACUUUACAUCCGAUUUCUCCUGCGAAACGGAACUCAUUCGCCUGACUUCCGGUCCUACCCACUCUUUGGACAUGGACCUAGCAAUAUAGCUAUUCCUUAUACAGAAUUUCAAGAAGAAAUGGAGGGGGUUUCGCUAGGAUCGACGAAAGAAUGGUGUCUUCUUUGCAAUUCACAAGCUACGUUCUGCUCUGAUGUCUUCGAUGGGCAUCAGAGCCGGCCUACUAGUGAUAAGGCCCUGAGUCCUGCAGUUGGUGGUGUCAUUGGGGCUGUGGUUACACUUGUAGUGAUUGCCGUCAUCUCAAUUUUCGGAUUUCUGGUAUGUGGUUUCCGCAUGAAUCGUACUCGGCAGUCAAGCCUCGGAGGUUUCAAGGGAAACAGCAAAAUGGCAAGUGACUCCGAUGUCACGUUCAAAAACCCUACAUGGGAGGAUGUCAAACCGACAGAUAUGCAAGAGACUCCUAGUAAUGGUGCCGGUAUAACUGUCGUCAGGGGACAUGAGCGCACAGGCAGCUGGGAAAUGAGAAGUCAACGACAGAGGAAUAAUAACAAUCACGCCGGGGGUGAGCAAGCCGUAUCUCCCUUCAAUGAACCAGAGGAGGAUGAGUGGCAAAUCCACAGUGCUAUACAACCAGUCACAGCCCGUGAAAGUGUGUAG